Molecule: messenger RNA, 4145 nt
Organism: Rhopilema esculentum
Lineage: Eukaryota; Metazoa; Cnidaria; Scyphozoa; Rhizostomeae; Rhizostomatidae
Molecular function (GO): protein binding
Source: RefSeq, a predicted model, not a curated record
UUUUUUCACAAAAUAUUCUAAAUUGUUUUUUCAACUUUUUUCGGCAGGGGUGUAGCGAGCGGAGGGAUGGUAGGAAGUGUGAUCCCCAAAUACUUCAUGAGUUUAUCAGCAUAUCUUCGGUUGGUCCUGAAAAUCCUUAUUCUGGCAGUAAAAUAAUCUAUCAGCAGCACCUUAAUUUUUUCUUCAUCUAUUUUUUCGUUGGUAAAUAUUACAAUUGAUGACACUCCCCAAGGCACGUUGGGCAUUUAACAGACUGAGGAGCUAAAACGUUUUGAUAAGGUAAACAUGCUAAAACCAAAAGGACAACAAUAUUUUGCUUGGUUUUAAGUACAUUUUUAGCACCCCCCUCAGCCCCCACUUCCACUGUCCCUGCCCUCCACCCCCUAGACUUGAAGGUCUUGCCACGCCACUGGCUAUUAAAUGCCACACACCACUGACUAUCCAUUAAAUUUGGUUUGUAUAAUUGUUUUUAUCUUUUGAAAAGGUUCCAUUAAGUAAUUCAUGCACCUUUUGUGUCAGUAUCCUUUGUUUGUUUCCCAUAUUUUGUGACUUUGUUUUUAUUAUGCAAUCAUGUUUUACUUUUUACAUGAGACUUUUUUUUAAGAAACAAGUACUUGAAAAACCCAAGAAAAGAAACCUAAGUACUUGAAGGAAAGGAAUUAAAUAACAAUUGUAAUUUGGAAUAUGGUAUAUUUUGAUAUAAAACUUUGGCUGAAUUUCGGUAUAAAACUUUGGAUAAAAAUAACAGCAGGUCUUCAAAAAUUCCACUGUGUUCAGAAACUGGAAUGCCAAUGUUAACCUGGUUUCUUUUAGGAAAGAAGUGUCUCUAUAGCUUCUUGUUUCAUGAAAGCUGUUGAAGUUUUCUCCCACCAAUGUGUCUUGAUUUUAACCGAGCAUGGAGCCUCAACUGAUGUUUGGGAUUGUAAUGAAUCCACACCCUUACACAUUGCUACUGUCAACAAAAAGCCACUGAUCAUUGCUGUUGUUAGUAAUGCACAUGGGAACAUCAACAUAAAAGACAAAAUGGGCUACACCCCUCUUCAUGUCGCAUCAGCUUUUGGAUACCUUGAAAUUGGCAAGCAACUCAUUGACUGUGGUGCAGAUGUCAAUUCUAGGGACAAUCAUGGAAGGACCCCACUGAUGGCAGCAUCAUGCGAAGGCACUCCUAAAAUGGUUCGACUUUUGCUUGAAAAUGGGGCUGAUCCGUCUUUGAAGGACCAGUUCGGUCAUACAGCUGUCUACUACUCUGUUCAAAACCAAUCAGAAUCUAUGUCAAAGAUUUUGAAGGAAGCUAUCGGACAAAGAACUUUUAAUACCCAGGAAACGAAUGUGUCAGAAGAGGUUGAAACGCUUCCCAAGAGCAAGAUUGCUAUACCAGACGCUGCUCGUGUUGCAAGUCCAGUUACUUUUUAUACACCAGAGCUAAAAGUUACCAAAAGAGACGCUGAUAGUGCGAGAAAACAUGAAUCGACAGAAAAAACCCCUGUUCUGGAGUCGUUGCAGAAAGUUGACUCUAUUGUUUCUUCAGAAGCAACGCCAUUUGUACCUGGGAGUGAGUUUGUUGUGAAUCAAGAAUCGUUUGGAAGUUUACAAAAAAGAGACAUUGUUGAUCAGAUCACACAACCAACAGAAGGAGAAACAAGAAACGAAACAAAGACCGAAAGCAUAGGAGAGAAGGAAAUAGAUAAAGAGUUCCCCAUUCUGCAAUGCAAGAGUGAAAACGAAACAGUGGCAGGAAAAGUGGAAACUGCAGAUUUUAAAUGUGAUUUUGUCGACGCAGAAACGCAAACGCAGGAAAUCUCCCCGAAUGAAAACUGUAAAAGGAACGAUGAAAUUGUUAAGCUACGGGAGCGGAACAAGGAGCUGCGAGAGACCAAUACCCGGUUAAGGAAGAAAUUGUCUGAAGUUUUGAAAGAAUCAGCAUAUGAUAGAGAAGAACACAAACAAAGCGUUGGUAAUGAGAAGGCUCGCUUGCAAUUUUUAAAUUUGAAAAAUCAAGGUAUCCUUGAAGAUAAAGUAAAGCAAUGCAUGAGACUGGAAGCAAAGCUACACGAGGCUCAUGACAUGUUACUGUUUGAAAUACAAAACACGAAGGAAGGGGCUGGUGUGGACCAGCUGUCAAAGGACAUCAUUAGGGGGAUGCAAAAAAGACUCAAGGCUUCUGAAGCCAAAAUCACACGGUUGACAAAGCAAAUGAAAGUGUCUAGGGAAGAGAAGAAUUUGUUAGCCACUGAGGUGGAGGUUCUACGAGGAGAAGUAAUAAUAUUGAAUGAUAUGGUCACAAAAGCAAGGAAGGAGCAAAGAUAUUUUGACGAAAUUGAUAAAGAUGCGUUCAGUGAUGAUCAUCAUGAUCCUGAUGGAAGGACAGAUUUACUUAAAGAAAGGAAUGAAGAAUUAGAAAACAGAAUAACUGAUAAUGAAGCCUUAUUAGAAAAUAUGAAUAAGUUAAGAAAAGAAAAUGCGAUGUUAAAGGAACAGCAUAUAUCUGACAAGCACGAAUAUCAGUCCAUAAAUUUUGAGCUGAAUGAUGCUAAAGAUCAAAUUAUGGCAUUGCAAUACCAAAUAGAGACAAUGAAUUUGGAUGCAGCGUGCAGCUCUAGAAACAAACAUAAGCUAUCCGUAGGGUCUGGAAAGUAUGUUGAGAGAGCUAAAAGCGACAGCACUGUUCACGGAUUUCGAACCUUUGACUCAACUUUUGACUUCUUUGAUAGCAAAUGAAAGUUAGCCCGAAUAUAAUGAUAUCAGAAAUGACUUUAAAAGUGUGUUUUCAAGGCCAUCAUUAAUGGGGGUGCGUGAGUAGUGUGACACCCCCUUUAAAAAAAUUCUGUUGCAAAAAGGUGGAGCCUUUUGUGGAUGCUUAGCCGGCAAACUUUUAAUUUGUCGUUCAAUAAUGGAACUCACCCGCUUUAGUACAUUAGUUGCUGACAGCCCUGUGUGUUUUACUGGACAAGGGGUGUCUGUAUUUGCUAGAAUUGCAAGGAAUCGAAUAAUUUUGUGUUUUCAAUUACUACCAAUUCCUAGACAUUUAAGUUCUAUAGAAAAGGCAACCAGGGUUAAUUUUCCUGGAUUGUUUCAAUGCUUUUAGUUUAAUGUUUCUGAAGGAAUCAAAGAGCGAAUUGUUACUUUUUGAUUCUGUACUACCAAGUCUUCAAAAUACCCGUUAUACACUAAGACAUUAAAAUUAAAAUAAUUAUAGACUGUUUUCCCCAUGCUACAUUUUUAUAUUUGAUAACUUCUUUGCUUACUGUCUAUAGUCCUGAGAUGAGAGUGGAAAACUAAGAAACUCUGUGCACUAUGUAAGACAGUGUAGCAUUAAAGUUAUAGGCCUAACUUUUCAAUGAUAUGUUCAUUCCUUUUCCUAGCAUGGCACUGUCUUUCAUUUUCUCUCAGCAAAUAUUAACUGUUUGGUUCUGUUUCCAAAAGAUGCCUUUUUAUCACAGUAAAAACAGACAGAACCAGCCUAUAUGGGUACAAUUGCAACUAAUUGUAUAUAUGUAGGCUGCAUUUCAAUGCAGUCCAGCUAUUAUUUAGCAACGAGUGCAAACAGGAUUUCCCUUAGCUUUGCUUCUUGCUACAUUAGACAGAGGCAAAGAUUUAUAUGAUUUAAAUAAGACGGUAUUGGCUUCUGGCACCACAAAUGCUACCUCAAAUGUUACUUAAGCUAAUUGUUUUAUUUCAAUAGAUACAAGGGACAUUUCACAUAUUUAAGGAUAUCAUAUCUAAUGGUUUGAAUAAUAUUUGUACAUUAGAAAGUAAUAUUAGACAAUAAUUUUAGAAAAACUUUGAAAUUGUGCUGUCAAAGGUAAAGUAUCCAGAACAAUUCCUUCAAUUCUAAUUUGUUAAAAAUGUUAACAUGAGUUUGUUGGCCCUCAUAAUGAAUGGAGAAUAACUUCUCAUAGAAAAUCCUCAAAAGAAUCAACCUUUUAAUUCUUAUUUCAUUAAAACAUUUAUGCAUGUUACCAGGAUAUUGCCAUCUAUCUAAAUUUUAAAUUCUCUGUUUAAAAUAGAUGCUACCUAUAGUCAACUCUGUUAGCAGCUACAAGAAACUCAUUUCUUUGGUCAGCAAGAACCAGUCCUACAGGUCCAACUUCACAAUCAGCACAGCAUAGGUACUUGAUGUUAUUAACAGCAUUUGUAAAUCCAAC